This is a messenger RNA of Phalaenopsis equestris, 1944 nucleotides long. Its product is annotated as WD-40 repeat-containing protein MSI4. Gene Ontology annotation, cellular component: nucleus. Bases 206 to 1612 code for a protein of 468 amino acids. The record is from RefSeq and is a predicted model, not a curated record. NCBI's taxonomy places the organism in Eukaryota, Viridiplantae, Streptophyta, Magnoliopsida, Asparagales, Orchidaceae. Gene Ontology annotation, molecular function: histone binding. Gene Ontology annotation, biological process: regulation of gene expression. The transcript has 15 exons.
GAGCUUACACAAAAUUUCCCUAAUUGCCCUUCCCUCUCUACAGGCAUCGACCGACUCCCGUGCUGUUUUUCUUACUGAUAGCAAGAGCAGCCGUUCAACGCGCAGCUUUUGCUCUGUGCUCACCAUAGCAACCGAUCCUGAAGGUGAAAAAAUUGUGUGUUCGAGAGCUUGAUCGUGAGAACGCCUGCGAGCACCAACGAGAGAGAUGAAGGAGAGAGGCAAAGCGGGGCAGCGUUCCGUGGACGAAAGGUAUACCCAGUGGAAAUCCCUCGUGCCAGUGCUCUACGACUGGCUUGCCAAUCACAAUCUCGUAUGGCCUUCGCUCUCCUGCCGUUGGGGCCCUCAAGUGGAGCAUGCAACUUACAAGAAUCGUCAGCGCCUUUACCUAUCUGAACAGACUGAUGGCAGCGUUCCAAAUACUCUUGUGAUUGCCAAUUGUGAUGUUGUAAAACCAAGAGUUGCAGCUGCAGAACAUAUUUCACAGUUCAAUGAAGAAGCACGCUCACCAUUUGUGAAAAAGUUUAAAACUAUCAUACAUCCUGGGGAGGUCAACCGAAUCAGGGAGCUGCCUCAAAAUAGUAAGAUAGUGGGGACUCAUACUGACAGUCCCGAUGUGCUUAUUUGGGAUGUUGAAUCUCAGCCUAAUCGUCAUGCCGUGCUUGGUGCUGCGCCGUCACGCCCCGAUUUGGUGCUCACAGGGCAUCAAGAAAAUGCAGAGUUUGCUCUUUCUAUGUGCCCCAUUGAGCCUCUGGUCCUUUCUGGAGGCAAGGACAUGUCAGUUGUAUUAUGGAGUAUACAAGAUCAUAUAUCUACUCUAGGAGUGGCUUCGGAUGUUAAAUCUCUUGAGGCAUCUUCUGGGAGUUCUGGCGGUAAGCAGGCUGCAAAAGCUGGUAACAACAAGGCAUCAGACAGUCCCACCCUUGCACCACGAGGGGUGUACCAAGGACAUGAAGAUACAGUUGAAGAUGUGCAGUUCUGUCCUUCUAGUGCUGAGGAAUUUUGUAGCGUUGGUGAUGACUCUUGUCUCAUAUUGUGGGAUGCUCGUAGUGGUACAAGUCCCGUUGUUAAGGUUGAGAAAGCUCAUAAUGAGGAUCUUCACUGUGUGGAUUGGAAUCCCCAUGAUGUCAAUUAUAUUUUGACUGGGUCUGCGGAUAAUUCUGUUCGGAUGUUUGAUCGGAGGAAUCUUUCUUCAGGGGGCGUUGGCUCUCCUGUUCAUAAAUUUGAAGGCCACUCAGCUGCUGUUCUUUGUGUACAGUGGUCUCCAGACAAAGCAUCUGUUUUUGGGAGUGCUGCAGAGGAUGGCUUCUUAAAUGUUUGGGAUUAUGAGAAGGUUGGUAAAAAGAGAGAGAGGACUGGUACAAGGACGACAAAUUCUCCACCUGGCUUGUUCUUUCAACAUGCAGGACAUAGGGAUAAAGUUGUUGAUUUUCAUUGGAAUGCAUCUGAUCCAUGGACCAUUGUUAGUGUAUCUGAUGACUGUCAGAGCACUGGUGGCGGUGGAACACUGCAGAUAUGGCGCAUGAGCGACUUGAUUUAUCGGCCGGAAGAAGAAGUUCUGGAGGAGUUGGAGAAGUUCAAGUCUCAUAUCCUCACCUGCGCCCCCAAGACCUGAUUUAUGGCUUUCUGUUUCUCUUAUCCUUUGCUCUCCAUUAUAGGACUUGUUUUAAUUACAGUCAUGCAUUUGGUAAGUUCUAAACCCUUCAGAUGACUCGUACUGGCGACUAAGACUACUAAUUUUUAUCUUUCAGUUUUGGGUGACCGACUCAAAGAAUGAUGGGAAUUGUGUGUUUUAGCUGAAAAUUUGAAGGGCAAACCUUGAUGUGGUUUUCAUAUUUUAUGUAUGACAUGCUUAGAACAUUUGCAUGCUAAAGAUAUGGAGAGGUUUCCUUUAAACUUCAUUUCAAUGAAUGCCAUGGAAGGUUUUACAUUAAUGUAGAACAUAGA